AGGCGGGCUGAAAGUUGGAGCAAGCAGGAAGUGAAACGAGGACUGCCGACUGCCGGGGAGGAAACCGACGAGGCCAGUUCUGCUGCUGACAGGCCUGAGCACUCCGGGACAUGGAGGAGGGCAGCAGAGGUGGAGAAAAUGAUCGAGUACGAAACCUGCAGAGUGAGGUGGAGGGAGUCAAAAAUAUUAUGACCCAGAAUGUGGAGCGAAUCCUGGCCCGUGGAGAGAACUUGGACCAUCUCCGCAACAAGACAGAGGAUCUAGAAGCCACGUCUGAGCACUUCAAGACGACAUCACAGAAGGUGGCUCGAAAGUUCUGGUGGAAGAACGUGAAGAUGAUUGUACUCAUCUGUGUGAUUGUUUUUAUCAUCCUCCUCUUCAUCGUGCUCUUUGCCACCGGUGCCAUCCCCACUUAGGGAAUCCCUCCCACCCCACCCUCCUCUUCAGGGGUGACCCUUCACAAAUGGGUGCCAAGAGGGGCCCUCUCUCUUGUUCUCCUGCACAGGAAUGCUUGGUCACAGAGGCCUCUCUGCCACAUUGUAUACCCCAGGAGCACCCUGAUCCCCUGGAAAAAGAGAGCUGGACUGCGGCUGCAUGUCACAGGUCCUUAGAGUGGGUUAGACAGACCCAGAGGACCCUGCAUGUAGCUGGGAGACUGAUGGUGGCUGGUGGGCAAUAAAGACCUUACAGUA
Molecule: messenger RNA, 692 nt
Organism: Castor canadensis (American beaver)
Lineage: Eukaryota; Metazoa; Chordata; Mammalia; Rodentia; Castoridae
Gene: Vamp8
Product: vesicle associated membrane protein 8
Biological process (GO): vesicle-mediated transport
Cellular component (GO): membrane
Source: RefSeq, a predicted model, not a curated record